This is a messenger RNA of Amyelois transitella, 2313 nucleotides long. RefSeq lists its product as uncharacterized. NCBI's taxonomy places the organism in Eukaryota, Metazoa, Arthropoda, Insecta, Lepidoptera, Pyralidae. The transcript has 2 exons. The record is from RefSeq and is a predicted model, not a curated record. The coding region runs from base 239 to 1912 and encodes 557 amino acids.
GUAGACGUGUGUAAAAAAAAUUGGUACACCAAUAACGUGCAUCUAUAAAAUUGGAACCUGUGGCAGGAACGCGUUCUUAUCAUGGAUGGGUGCGGAGCGUUGUGUUGUGUGUGUGUGUGUCAUGUCAAGGCAUUUAAAUAGGUAUUUUAGUUUCCUUUGUUUAUUUUAAUAUUCAGUGAUUUCUUGUGUUUGGUUUUCGAUAACAAAUGUUGUUUUCGUAUUUUAUCAAAAGUUGAAUAUGGGUACUAGCACCAUGGGUAGUGAUUUGCAUUCAGACAAACAAGACAAACUUUUGAAGCUUCAAGCUCGGAAGAAGGAAUUGGAGCAAAUGCUCGCUGCCAAAAACGAGGAACUUUACAAAUUGUGCGUGCAAGAAGUUCAGUUAACUGGUAUUGUACCUCCAGAAGCUCCUUUGAGCCCUGAAGUUCCGCAACGAGAAAGAUUAGGCAGUGUAAAAAGUACUGAAAGAUCAACUGAUGGUAACGAUGUUCAAGAUGGUUCCGAUAAUUCAUCAAGGCGUCUUAGACUUUGCUCAGAUCGUCUUCUCGAUGCUGAUCAAAUUUCACGCAAAAAUCAUUCUCAUAGGCUGUCAACUCCGUCUAUAUCAGGUAUGUCAACGAAGAGCGCUCACCCACGACACAUACGUCGUCCGGAGACGAGUUGUUCUAAUUUUUUUCCUUCACCACCACAAGAGAGAAACCCAGAGACAUUUUCUAUACAUACAUCUCAUACAUACCCUGCAUUAGCUGGUCGGCAAGAGCCUGUUUUAGACAUGCACAAUGAUCACCAAGCACCCAUGUACAGGCACCAUACUUUAACAACUGAGUACAUGAAUAAAAUAUAUUACACCCAUGCCCCUGAGGCUCAUAAUGUGUCCCGGAUGCGAGAAACUCACUUUAGUUCCAGCCACCCAGAUAUCACUACUCAUUAUACGCAUGGAAACAUUGCACCGCAUCCUGUUCAAAAUGGUGCCCGUAACACUCCAUUACUUUACCAAUAUGCUUCUCAUUUGAAAGCCCAAAGCCAACAUUUAGGUGCAUUGCAUCACCAUCAAAUACAAGGUCAGUCUAAGAGGAGACCAGAAGGUGCUAGAAGAAAUACAUUACAGCGAACUCAAACAUAUCAUUUGACAUCACACAGUGAUUAUAACCAGCAUUUGGAAAAUAUGGACAACUUUCGCCACAGAUCUCAGCCUGAUAUUCAAGAGCAUUGUGAACGAAUGCCCCCUCCAGUAGAGAGAGUAGCAGCAGUUCCUAACUCGUUGCCUUUACGUGAACGAAACACAUUGAGACAGCCUAUGCACAUGCAACUGAAAGUGUCCACAGAUGAUUACGGGCGAGAGGAUCACAGGACCUAUCCAGAUGCGUUAAGCCCAGUCAGUCAAAUUUCUGGAUACUCUAAUUUUGAUUCUGUGAGCAUGAAUAAAUUUUCGCCUUUGUCACAAACUGACAUGAGACUAAAAGAAAAACAGUGGUAUGAGACAUCACUUGACUCACCAACAAAAGCGGAUAUUCCAUUGCUUAAGAAAAGUAAUAGUUUAAAGCGAACAUCAAGCAUAGGUAAUUCACAAGCAUAUGAAGUUAUGAUCUCAUCAGGUCGUCAUUCUGCCCUGCAGAGUCCUAACCAAGUGCCUCUUAGUCCUCCGGUGCUUUCUCCCAGUGCGGUGUCCCUCGAGUCACCUAAGAAUUUAACUGUGAUUGAACAGGGGAAGUGCAUACCAUACAGAGAAGAGACUAAGCCUUUCGAAAUGUCUGAUUUUUACAAAUAUUCUACUAAGUUUAGGCAAAACAAUGUGCCGAAGCCAGCUGCCAAUGCCGUGCCAAAUGUAGCUCACGUUAACUCGAUGUAUAACAAAUUGCCAAUGGAAUUGCCACAAUAUCAACAAGAACACUGGCAUAGCCACGGCAACUAGGAUAGUGUAUUUUGUAAUUACGAGAUAUAUUUAUUGUAAAUGGAUUUGAUAAUAAUUGGUUAAAUUGAUGUAUGCAAUGCAUAUUAAGUUGUACCUAGAUUGAUAUUUUAUAUUUCCCAUAUUUUAAUGUACAAUAAAAUGUUAGAUAAGAUUCGAUCUCUCUAUGAGCAUUCUCUAUCUUUAUACUGGCUCUCAUUUUUUUAUAAUGCUGCCAUUUAUAAACCUUAAAGUAUCUGUGAUUUAACAAGCAAGAGUAAUCAGUGUUGUAGUGUUUAAAAAUAAUAAAACUAUAUGUCUAUAAAAACAUGAAAUCAUAAAAGCGUGUAAUAGUGUCAUUUUUUUCUUUUGAAUUCUAACAGCUGAUAUUUUCGACUAUAUCUACAUGUACUUUAAAUACAUUU